Messenger RNA from Microplitis mediator, 2086 nucleotides. RefSeq lists its product as uncharacterized. Gene Ontology annotation, cellular component: preribosome, large subunit precursor; Las1 complex. The transcript has 3 exons. Lineage: Eukaryota; Metazoa; Arthropoda; Insecta; Hymenoptera; Braconidae. Bases 80 to 2038 code for a protein of 652 amino acids. The record is from RefSeq and is a predicted model, not a curated record. Gene Ontology annotation, biological process: maturation of 5.8S rRNA; maturation of LSU-rRNA. Gene Ontology annotation, molecular function: endonuclease activity.
GUUUCCGGUAGCUUUCAGAAAUAAUAGAAAGAGAGAGUGAAAGAGAACGAGACAGACAGAAUUUACGAACACACGUGAUAUGGCACUUUCAGCCAAAAACGAAACUUUAAAACUAGUACCAUGGUUUUCAUUGGCGGAAUGGCAUCAAGUUUACAAACAAAUUUACUCAAACGACACCCAGUUACAGACAAAAGGUUAUGAAACUCUGCUAGCAUGGAAGGCCCGAAUGGAAAAAUUACCAGUUGGAGUAGACUGUACUCUGUCAUUAAUGCAAGUAUGCCUUCGAGAUAGAGAUUGGAGUCCUAAAAUAAACAAUGGAGAAUUGCCAAUGACUUAUGAAAAUGACUUGUGUUUGUUAUACUCGACGACAAUUAUGAAAUUUUUAAAUCAUAUUGCUAAUAUUGGUAAUACAAGACAUACUUCAUUGUUUAAAAUAGCAAGACAAUUAAAAAUACCCAAAUGGAUUGUUGAGCUGCGACACAAUGCAGCUCACGGUCAUGAACUUGCUUCAAUUGAAUUAUUAAGAACGGCAGCUAAUGUGUUAUUAAGUUGGGUACACGAUGAAUAUUGGACAGCUGAGGGUCAAAAAAGUAUUGACGAGCAGCGUUCUAUAGAUUUUGAUAACCCUGACAACGAAGAAACUGCUGAAGCCCGAGUACUUGUUGAUCUCAUUGAGUUAUGGAUUGCCGUUGGUCUCUAUAUGGCCGUUGACUAUCAUUCUGUCUCUGAUUUACCAGAUGAAAAUCUUCGUGACACACUAAAUGAUUUGAAAAAUUACUCUAAAAAAUCACGAAAUAACGAAGACUUGGUCAGCAAAAAAGAAAAUAAUGACAGUGAUUAUCCUUUAUCUGUAGCACGUUUAUAUUUAUUGAAUGAUGUUUUUACAAUUCUCAGUUGUUAUAAAACUUCGUAUGACAAGACACAAGUGGUGUUGAAUAUUUUAUUUAAAAAUGAAUCUUUUUUGCCAACAUCUGAGUUUCUUAAAUUGCUUGUUGCCAAGUCUGAGUCCAAUGACAUGCAUGACGAUCUACGUUUACCAACAUCAAUGAUAAAACUUUGGCAGCCUUUUAUUGCUAUGAUGCAUGAGAGAAAAAUGCUUGAAGCUUUAACAUUAAAAUUACUUGAAUUUGUAAACUCAUCAGCAAAUUAUCACCGUAGAUUAUGUGCUGGAUUGUGGAUUAAUUCAAUUGCUCAAGGUUUAAUUAAAAUAAAAAAAGCUCAAAAGAUACCCAUAUUUGAGUAUUCAAUGUUGGAGGAUAAUAAAAAAAGAAAUCCAAAAUUAUUAGAAUUAAAAUUGAAAGAAGAAAUAAAUAAUUCUCAUCCAGAACUGGAGCACGCGCUUUGGUUAAAUUUUACGUCUGAUAUUCCAUCGAUGUUUAUGAAUAUUAAUUUUGCAACUGAUUUGGCAAUUAAUGCUAAUGAAUUAACAAUUAAAUUUAUUGAACCAAUUUUAGAUUUAGUUGAGCCACCUCUUGAUCCAGAAAAAAAAAAUAAAUUGCUGUAUUUUAUUCGUAUGCAUACGAAUAUUGAUGUCGAUACAAAUAAUGUUACGAAUAAUAAAUAUUCUCAGCUUAACAAUAAAAUAUAUACUAUUGAAGAUGUUAAAAAAAUUACCGAAAGUGAAUUUGAUAUUUUCGGUUGUAAUGAUAACAGUAAUAGCAAUAAUGAUUACAGUAAAAGUAAUGAAACAAGUGAGAAAAUAGAAUUAGAUGAUAUGAAAGUACGUAAUACUAGUCGGAAAUUAGUAUCAGAUAAAUACUACUGGAAAGAAAGUUAUAUUGGUAUUCUGCCAUGGCAAAUUGAUAAUUUGGAAAGAAUUGAACCUGAAGAUAUUACUCCAAAAUUACUUUGUCCUUCAAGAGAGUCUGAUAUUAUUCCAGGAAUAAUUGACAGUAAAACAAUUAUGUCUCGUAGUCAAGUUGAUUGGGACACAGUUUUGCUAGAAAAAAAACAGGGAGUAAAACGUAAACGUAAAAACAAUUACGCUGAUGAUAUGAUAAAUAAAGCUAUUGAAAUAGUUAAAACAAAAAAACAAUAAAAUUUUUUUUAUAUAAAUUAUAAAUAAAAAAAUAUUUUAAUAAUUUCA